Vigna radiata var. radiata (mung bean) is the source of this 1276-nucleotide messenger RNA. Its product is annotated as transcription repressor MYB6. Bases 137 to 1006 code for a protein of 289 amino acids. The transcript is spliced from 2 exons. The record is from RefSeq and is a predicted model, not a curated record. Lineage: Eukaryota; Viridiplantae; Streptophyta; Magnoliopsida; Fabales; Fabaceae.
UUGGCAUCUUAAGGUGCUCUGCUUCUGCACUUUCCACCUUCCCAUAUAGAGUUACAAAGAGGACUCUUCGUUCUCUCUCUCUCUCUCUCUCUCUUGCAUAGUUGAAGUAAGAACCCUAAUUUUACAGAGCCAAAAAAUGGGAAGAGCUCCUUGUUGUUCUAAAGUAGGGUUGCACAAAGGUCCAUGGACUCCUAAAGAAGAUGCAUUGCUUACAAAGUAUAUCCAAGCUCAUGGAGAAGGCCAAUGGAAAUCACUACCCAAAAAAGCUGGGCUUCUUAGAUGUGGGAAAAGUUGCAGAUUGAGAUGGAUGAAUUAUCUGAGACCUGAUAUAAAGAGAGGAAACAUAACCCCAGAAGAAGAUGAUCUUAUAAUCAGAAUGCAUUCACUUUUGGGGAAUAGAUGGUCCCUCAUAGCAGGAAGAUUACCAGGAAGAACAGACAAUGAAAUAAAGAACUAUUGGAAUACCCAUCUCUGCAAAAAGCUGAAAAAUCAAACAGGAGAAGAUACUGAGACACCCAAUUCCUUGGAGAGUCCUCAGGAAGAACCUGCAAGUGGCAGCAAAAAGAAGAAGAACGGUGGCAAAAAGAAGAACAAGCAGAAGAACAAAGGAGACAAAGAUAAUGCAGAGCCACCAAAGACACAAGUUUACCUACCAAAACCAAUCAGAGUGAAAGCUUUGUAUUUGCCAAGAACAGAUAGUAAUAACACAUACACCUUUGAUUCCAACUCAGCAAGUGCAUCAACAAACCAAGAAAAGGAAGAAAGCCCCUUGACAAAAGAAUCAAACUUGGCUAGUGAAUUUGGAAAUGUGGGAGAAAGUGAUGAUUUUGGCUUCUUCAGUGAGGACCAUGACUUGGUCAAUGCCUCUGAUAUGGAAUGCCACUCUUACUUUCCUUCAGAUCAUGGCUCUCUGCAACAACUCUACGAAGAAUAUUACCACCUUCUCAACAUGGAUCAUAGCCAAUUCAUCGAAAUGAGUUCAUUUGGAGAAUCUUUAUUGGUGUGAAACAGUGUCAACAAAGAUCAAUUCACUUGAUAAAGAUGAGACUCAUCUCUCAUCUUACUCGUACAUGAGAUACAAUUUCACUGUUCAUGUGAAUGUGAAAACUUUGUUGGUAAAUAAUUUGUAAGUAAUUCUGUGACUGUGUUUACUGAGUCUUGAGAAACUUUGACUAUGAUGAAUCUGCAACACUCGUCACAGUUAAACAUUUUUAGGAGAAAGAUAUAAUAUUUAUAUAUAUUAGUUAUCAAGAAUAAUGCUGAGCAUAUUGAUCAA